This is a messenger RNA of Echinococcus granulosus, 4458 nucleotides long. RefSeq names its product Sec1 family domain-containing protein. Gene Ontology annotation, biological process: pseudouridine synthesis; vesicle-mediated transport. Bases 1 to 4458 code for a protein of 1485 amino acids. Lineage: Eukaryota; Metazoa; Platyhelminthes; Cestoda; Cyclophyllidea; Taeniidae. Gene Ontology annotation, molecular function: pseudouridine synthase activity; RNA binding. The record is from RefSeq and is a predicted model, not a curated record. Gene Ontology annotation, cellular component: nucleus. The transcript has 29 exons.
AUGGCGUGUUCUUUGCGGGAACGCAAAAUUGAGGCAUUGAAGUGCAUGCUGAAUUUUAAUACAGCCAGCACUAAAGAGGAUGAGCCCCAGUGGAAACUUCUUAUAUACGAUCGGAUUGGGCAGGACAUUAUCGCACCCCUUUUCUCAGUGAAAGAACUUCGCUCUGUUGGUGUAACUCUCCAUCUGCUCCUUGACAUCAAACGUGAACCCAUUCCCGAUGUCCCUGCAGUAUAUUUUGUAUAUCCUUCAAAAGCGAACAUCACUCGUAUUUGUCAAGACUUCGAGUCCGAUCUCUACUCGUCUUACUACCUCAAUUUUAUAAGUCCCAUAUCUCGUGAGAAUCUGGAACUACUAGCUGAAACUGCACUCACGGAGGACUGCAUUCAGCGGAUUAAGAAGGUCUAUGAUCAGUACACCAGGUUCAUUUGCCUGGAGGAUGACUUAUUUGUACUUAACGAGCAGCUUUCGAGUCAGGAAGGAACUUUCUAUGCUCUGAACAAGACCUCCUGCAAUGAGGAAGACAUUCUAAGAACCACCGGUUUCAUAGUCGACAGCCUCUAUUCCGUGUUUGCCACUCUCGGCACUGUUCCCAUCAUUCGCUCUUCGCGCUUCAACGCAGCUGAGGCGGUGGCCAAGGACCUGGACAAUCGCUUUCGUGAAAGCCUACGGGACUCCCGAAACACCCUUUUCUCUGGCAUGGAACAUAGAGCCUUUAGUGAGGCUGGCAAGAAUGGUGGUGCCAGUGCUGCUGCUCUCAAUCCUUUCUCAUUUCAGCGUCCUCUGCUAAUCAUUCUCGACCGGGUGUUGGAUUUAGCCACGCCUCUGCAUCACGCGUGGACCUAUCAGAGUCUUCUACACGAUAUUGUGGGCAUACACCUCAAUCACGUGGAGAUGGGAACGCAGAACUUGGGCGAGGCAGAUGACGUGCGGCAGGCGAAGAUGAAACGCUACGACCUCACCACGUCGACGGACCGAAUCUGGCGAACUCAUCGCGCUUCUCCCUUCUCCGAUGUGGCGGGUGCGCUACAGGAGGAGCUAGGUGUCUUGCAAGAUCGGGAGAAGAAACUGGGAGCUCUGAAAGCCUCAGUUGCAGAGGGACAGACCUCCUCGACUAACGGUGGUGUCAGUGGUGUUAGCACAGAUGCCACCUCUGCACUCACUAGCACCAUAAACACUCUUCCCCAAUUAAUGGAGCAGAAAAGAUGCGUGGAUAUGCAUAUGCAUAUUGCGACGUCUUUAGCCAAGGAGAUCAAGAAUCGACAGUUGGAUCUCUUGAAUGAUGUGGAAGAAAAGCUUAUCACUCUGCAGUCACUCCAGGUAACAAGAGAUUUAUCAUUUUUUUGUUCACCCAGUGUGCUUCCACACGGAAUUCCAUCUACCUUCUUGCAAUUCAUACUAGAGCACUCGCUACCAGAUUUGCUAAAGAUGGAGUGCUUCAGCGGCGAGGACAAAUUACGUCUCCUCCUUAUUGCUGCGCUCUCCUGUAACUCCGCUUCGGCCGGCUCCCCCAGUGGUGGUGGUGGCGGUGGUAGUGCCAACGGAGGAGGUAGUAGUGGCGUCGGCGCAGGUAGUAGCUCCAUUGCCUUCAACCUCUCCAGUAGCGAUCUCGACCGAUAUGGUGAACAGCUCAAGGCUGCUAAUCCCGAUCUCGACAUCUCAGCCAUUCGAUAUGUUCAUCAGCUCAGACGAAUAGCGCGACUGUCGCAGGCAGGUGCAGGCACCUCAGGCACCGCCUCGGAGGCGGGUAAAAGCAGCACCGGUCGAGCGAUGUUCAACAAACUUGUCUCUCACGGCUCUGCCAUGUUCCUGGAGGGUAUGCGUGUCCUCUCCGGCCGCAAAUCCUACUUUCCCUUCACGCAAAUUGUCUCACAGUUGGUAGAAAACAAGAGAGACAUGGAGGACUAUAGCUACUUUGAUCCUAAGCUACACAAGAGAGCCGUAGGUGGAGGUGGAGCCACAAGCGUUCCCCGAGCUAAGCAGCCCUUCUACGACGUCUACGUGUUUGUGGUGGGCGGAGGGACUUAUACGGAGUACCACAACCUCUUACAGUGGUCUCGCUCUAGCACCACCCCCGGUGGCGCGAGCGGUGGUGGUGGACUUGGUGGGAGCGCCACCCACGGCAGUUCCUCUUCCCUCAACGCUCUUGGUCUCUCGCUCUCCGGGUCGGGUACCUCGUUGGUCGAUUUGACCACCUCAGGCACUGCCUCCGCCGCCGCCUCUGGCACUGCCUCCACUCGGCGGAUCACCUACGGAGGCACCGAGAUUCUUACUCCCAAGCUAUUCCUCGAUCAGCCGGAAUACAAAAGCAACGUAAAGGUUGAUUAUGCCCAUCGCAGGGAGUUAAUCCUGCGUAACAGAAUACUUUACACUAAGUUACAGACAGAUGAGUCAAUGCCGACUGUUGAGGAGCGGGCUUCGUCUCCACUGUCAAAACGAAAAAAGCUUGAUGAGAUUCCCGAUCCACUCCAAAACAUUCUUUCGGAGACGGAUGUAGGGAUAACGGUGUUUAUGUGCGUGAAGAAUGCUGGUUUCCAGGGUACUAUGAAGGGCAGAUGGGAGGACUUUCUUGUUCGGGAGGUUGACCUCUCUGGCAAAAUAUGCAGACUGUCAUCUCUCGUACCAAAGAACACUAGCAGUGAUGUUUCUUCUGCUGCAGAUCCAUCUUCAAGUUAUAUCAUCCCUAUAGAAAUUGAUGAAAUACUCAAAGAAAUUGACCGUGAGACCAUGUUUGAAGCCUCGUUUCCGGCUUCUGAGGAUAAAAAUGAACGCGAAAUGUUUCAUAAGGCUAUUCGUCUCAAUUACCCAUCUCUUGUCAGCAAAACGGUGGAAGUGGAUAAUAAUCGGUACAUACUCGUCACUCGUGGCAGCCUUGUCAAAGGCAAGAAAGCAUGGGAACGUACCCCAAAGUCAAAUGAUCCGCCAAAGAAAACACCAUUUUGUCAUUUUGUCCUUUAUAAGGAGGGCAAAGACACUAUGCAAGCACUUCACAUAGUUGGACGUCUGCUCAAAAUUAAUUCCAACUCCUUUAACUAUGCUGGGACAAAAGAUAAGCGGGCUGUCACCACUCAAAAUGUUUCUAUUAAAAACAUCUCAGCACGACGUCUGUCCACGCUCAAUCCACGUUUGAACGGAAUCAAACUUGGGAACUUCUCCUACUCUGCGGAUUCUAUUAAGCUUGGCGAGCUCUAUGGCAACAGGUUUUCCGUAGUGAUUCGAGACGUUGUCGCUGAGGAUGGUGUCUUGCACAAAGCAAUUCAGGAUUGGCAAAAGCAUGGAUUUAUCAAUUACUUUGGCUUGCAAAGAUUUGGCCACUGUGCUGAGGCAAGAACAUACGAUAUUGGAAAAGAAAUAAUAAGAUGCAAUUGGGAGAAGGCUAUUGACCUUAUCCUUACUCCGACUAGCUCAGACCUGCCUGUCGUCCGACAAAUAAAGGAGCGUUACCUGAGGACCCAGGACGCUAAAGCUUGUGGCGAUGACAUGCCCCAGUGCCUUGAGAAGACCCUACUUUUCGGCAUCGCCCGUCAUGGAAAAACACUUGCUGCAUUGCAAACGCUGCCUCGGAAUCUGCGCCAGCUGUAUGCGCAUAGCUACCAGAGCCUGGUGUGGAACAAGAUCGCAAGUCGUCGCAUUCAGGAGCUAGGUGUUGAUGAGGGUGACAAGGCUCUUGUAGGCGACCUCUACUUCGCUAGCUGCCCGUCGAUCUCAAAAGGCCUCCGUUCAGUAGACUCCUCCUCCGAGAUGUGCUAUGACGAGUCCUUCGACCAGUCCUCCGCGACAGUACCUGUCGCAGAGGCGGCGGGUGAGGAAUGUGAUGUGGAUGGGACGGCGGGAGUGGGAGUAGGAGGGACGGAGUUACGGAUGCCCAAAACCCCCGUCACCCCCGCAGCCCCCUCGCGUGUCACAGAGUGUGGGGAGCGGCCUCUCAUAUAUCAGGUGGUCCUACCUCUGCCCGGCUAUGAUGUCGCCUUUCCCGAUAACGAGAGCGGGAAGUGGUAUACAGAGAUCCUCCACGAGGACUCGCUGAAAAUCGACGAUUUCAAUCACAAAGUCAAAGAUUUCGCACUGCCUGGAUCGUACCGCCACUUGGUUGUGAAACCGGAGGAUGUCCACUAUGAAAUCCGCGAGUACACAGAUUCACAAAAACCGCUGGUGCAGAGCGACUACGCCAGAAUGACUACCACCGAAUCGGCUUCUGUGGAUGGGGCUUCAUCUCCUUCUAAGGAGGAAGAAAAGCAUCGAGCUCUCGUGCUCGAAUUCACGUUGCCCAAGGCCGCUUACGCCACGAUGGCCAUCCGCGAGUUGAUGAAGGACGUCACUGUGGUACAGUUGCUGUUGGCCGCUUCAAUUGCGAUAACACAUGACAACUUGUGCAUCAUCCUACUGGUGUCGCUACACCUGCCCUCAACGGAGCGGCACUAUUCCUGCCCAUUUACACCUUGGCGAAUGCCUUUACCUUAA